This is a messenger RNA of Anolis carolinensis (green anole), 11906 nucleotides long. It is a transcript of the gene rnf150, whose product is annotated as ring finger protein 150. The transcript has 8 exons. The record is from RefSeq and is a predicted model, not a curated record. Bases 776 to 2146 code for a protein of 456 amino acids. NCBI's taxonomy places the organism in Eukaryota, Metazoa, Chordata, Lepidosauria, Squamata, Anolidae.
ACCCCCCCCCCCCUUUUCCCUGCCUCCCGCCUUCAGUCCUCGCUUGCUUGCUUUCCCUCCCUCUUCCAUAAGGCAAACAUUUCCGCUGCUGGCAAGAGAGAGAGAGACAGAGAGAGAGCAAGAGCCGGGUCUGCAGGGAAGGAAGGAGGGAGGGAGGCGAGGAUGGGCGCCGAGGUCAAGAGCGCCAGAGCGCAAGGCCGGCGGAGCAGCCAGAGUAGCGGGCAGCCUCGGCGGGGCUCCCACUUCACUUCCACGAAGCCUUGCCUGGGCUGAAUGCCAGGCCCCGGGGAGAGAGGAGGCCGCCGAGUCCGGAGCAGGAGACAGAGAAGCAAGCAAGCAAGCAAGGAAGGGGAGCCUCGCUGCAUUACUCGGAGGAAGAGCUUUGUUUUUAUUAUCCCGAGCCUUUCUUACAAGCAACAAGAGAAGCGAAGCCGCACAAGGAAAGGGAUUGAGAGGAACUGAUCACGCUGGCCGGGUUGUGAAGGUGAGGAGGCGCCUUCCCGGCUUCUUAUUAUUAUUAUUGUUUCCAAGUGAAGGUGAAUGGAAAUGGACUAAGAUAUUCCUCUAAAAGGGUCUCUUUUUUAUUAUUGUUAUGGUUCUUCCUCAGCGAGGCUAAGAGGAGAGGGAUUGCAAUGAACUGAAACGCCAGGCGGGUGGCGAAGGUGAGGAGGCGCCUUCCCGCCGCCUUGAAGCCCUUCCUUCCCCGCUCUCUCUCUGGGGCGCGCACACGCGUGGGCCGGGCGCGCGCCCGCUCUCCUCUCCUCCCCCUCCCCACAUGCAGACCCGCUCUCGGGGGGCCCCUCCUGCGAUGGCCGUCUCGGUGAUCCAAGCGUGCCGCAGCCUGGCCCUCUCAACAUGGCUGCUCUCCUUUUGUUUCGUGCAUCUCCUCUGCCUGGACUUCACGGUGGCCGAGAAGGAGGAGUGGUACACGGCCUUCGUGAACAUCACCUACGCGGACCCGGGGGGCGCGGGCGGCGGGGGAGGCGCGGAGCUGCGGAGCGAGAAGACGGAGUGCGGGCGCUACGGGGACCAGUCGCCCAAGCACGACGUCUGGGGGCCCGUGGCCAUGGCGGCGGCGCCCAGCGAGCGGCAGGCCUGCGACCCCAACGCCCGCUUCGCCGGACCCGGGCCCGGCAAGGUCUGGGUGGCGCUCAUCCCCAAAGGGAACUGCACCUUCAAGGAGAAGGUCCGCCACGCCGCCGCCCAGAACGCCUCCGCCGUGGUCAUCUACAACGUGGGCGCCAGCAACGCCAACGAGACCACCACCAUGCCCCCCGCCGGUAAAGGAAGCCCUCUGAAUCCAUUUCAAAAUGGUAUAGAAGAUGUGGUAGCAAUAAUGAUCCCUGAACCAAAGGGAAAAGAGAUUGUGAGUCUGCUGGAACGCAAUAUUACUGUGAUGAUGCACAUAACCAUUGGAACCCGAAACCUGCAGAAGUACGUUAGUCGCACCUCUGUGGUGUUUGUCUCCAUCUCUUUCAUUGUGCUGAUGAUCAUUUCACUGGCAUGGCUGGUCUUCUACUAUAUUCAGAGGUUCAGAUACGCAAAUGCCAGAGACAGAAACCAGCGCCGUCUUGGAGAUGCAGCAAAAAAAGCAAUCAGCAAACUGCAGGUCAGAACAAUAAGAAAAGGAGAUAAGGAAACCGAGCCUGAUUUUGAUAACUGUGCAGUGUGUAUUGAAGGUUACAAACCAAAUGAUGUUGUCAGGAUCCUGCCCUGCAGGCACCUCUUUCAUAAAUCUUGCGUAGAUCCAUGGCUACUAGACCAUCGUACCUGCCCCAUGUGUAAAAUGAACAUCUUAAAAGCACUAGGGAUUCCGCCAAAUGCAGAUUGUGUGGAUGAUAUCCCUCCAGACUUUGAAGCUUCUAUAGGAGGGCCACCAACAAAUCAAAUUACAGGAGCUAGUGACAUAACUGUGAAUGAGAGCUCUGUAACAUUGGAUCCCCCUGUCCGGACAGUAGGGGUAUUACAAGUCAUCCAGGAUGCAGAUCCUCUUCCACAGACGGGGGAAAGUAACCUCACCACAAGUAGUGAGCAGGAGCCUGCGGUUAGUAGUGAUUCAGAUAUUUCAUUGAUUAUGGCAAUGGAAGUUGGACUCUCUGAUGUGGAGCUUUCCACUGACCAAGACUGUGAAGAGGUGAAAUCCUGAAAAAACAAAUCAAAAGACCCUUCCACUGAACUAAAGGGCAGCAACAGGGAGGGAAAGGAACGAACUGUCAACUCUGUAAGAUUUGGACCAGUUGUGUACACAUGCAUACCCAUAUACACAUGUACACACAACGCACGUACCCAUAUACACACAUCUGGAAUAUUUUGCAACGUCUAGUGCACUCCAUUCAAGGCUGGUCAUGAAAAGCAAUAGUGAAAGAUGUGUCUGCCUGGAUGCCAGUUGAUCAACUACGUGUGUUCUUUCCAUUGACAUUGGACGGCGAAAUCAAACUUUUUUCUAAUACAUGCAUCAGAAGGAUUAGGGGCUCAGAACUUUGUAACUGAAAAGACAGACUAAGUGUUUUCUACCUUCAAUUGUUUUUUAAUAACCCAGAAAUAUCAUAAUGUGAUUAUUUAUGGUACAUGACCGACAUUUUUCCCCCCGGUUCACCCAGCUCCUUCAAGAGUACAACUCAGAUAUCUGAAAACGAAGAUGUUCCAUGAGGAUUUAUGAAUGGCUAGUUUCUCCUACAUAGAGGAAGCAUGACUCCAAGAUCAAAAUGCUUCAGGGCUGUGCAUUGGUCUGAAGCCUUUUUCAUUAAAGUAUUAAUGGAGCUUGGAGAGCUAUGCUUCCAGGGUCUCCCAGCCAAGAGAAGGGAGAGUGAAUUUAGUGAGGUUGGUGAUUUACUUCUCAACUGUGUUGAAUAUCAUGACAGCCAUGAGAUUAAAAUUUAGCUAGUUCUUGCAGUCCUUUGCUAUGUUUCUUAAGUCAAUGCAGACUUUCCAUUUCCUAACAACCUUCCCCUAUUGUUUUCAAAUUAUUGUAGAUCCACUAAAAAUGCCGGUAGUUCCGGCCAUCAGACAACUAGGUAAAGAGUUUGUUGAAAGUGUUUUUAACUGGAGGGAAAAGACCAAAAAUAGCCAGGUUCCAGUGGUGUUUCUUUGAAAGGAAGUUACAAAUGGACUGAGAGUGUGUUUUAUGCAAGAUCUGUAUUGAAUUUUCCUUUAUCACCCAGUACCUUACCUCACCCAAGUUCACUCAUAUUUCAUCUAUUCACAACCAAUGCAGUUUCCAAGGUCUUCACAGUCCUUUUGAGUUAGUAAACAAAAGGACAUUCAGAAACAUGUACUGCGAUAUCUGUAUAUCUGUCCUCAUAAUUUUGGAUGAAUGGCCAAUAAUCCAAUUCAGAUAAAUGACUUAUGUUCACAAGUGACAGCAAAUGUGGGUAAAAGCUCAAAUACUUUCCUCCAUGGUUCCAAAUCAUGUGAAAACAGGGGGCUGCAUAUUCACAUUCACAAUGCACUUACGGGGGAGGGGGGGGAGUCAAAAACACUUUUGCUGGCAUAUGUGAAAUACACUCUUAAAAGGUGGAUUUUUUUUCUUGUUCAUGUUCUUGGAUUCCUUUUGGAUGUCACUGUAAUGGUUGGGGGGAGAAAAAGAAAAGAUUCAUCCACUGUCAUAUUUGUUUUUAAUUUUAUUUUAUUAAAGAAAUUCCAUUGUGAUAAGACAAAAGAAUACAAUGUAGAGAAACUCAACAUAAGCUUUGGGUGAGAUAUUACAGAUUUCUUUGGCAUAUUUAGGAUGCCAAAUACUCAGAAGUUGGAUGAAAGAGUUCAUUUUCUCAUGGUAGAAAGAAGAAGUCACAAGAUGCUGAUGAAAUCUCCUAUUUUGAUAGGAGGGAAGAAGUGAAAAUCACGUAUAUAUUUCCAAAGUUCAGCCUGUCAUAUUUUUAAAUCUUAAUAGAAUACUGAGCAUUCAGAAGUCAGUUCACUCACAGAUAUACGUGUUCUUCCUGGAGGAUAAAAUGGUCAAAAGGGGUGCCAUUAGCUGCUGGAAUUCAAACAAUCUUGCAUUAUGCUGUAGCUUCAGGGCAUGUUUCUAUUUAUGCACAUUAGUGGGAGCAGGAAAAUGUUGUAUUCCACUCAAAAUGUUCAAGUGUUAAAGAGGACUUUUCAGCUUAUUGCUCUUGUAAAAGGGUAAGCCAAUACUCCAGACAAUAAGUACAGCCAUUUAAAUCACUAUUGGAUAUUUUUUUGUGUGUCAGGGGUGACUUGAGAAACUGCAAGUCGCUUCUGGUGUGAGAGAAUUGGCCGUCUGCAAGGACGUUGCCCAGGGGAUGCCCGAAUAUUUAAUGUUUUACCAUCCUUGUAGGAGGCUUCUCUCAUGUCCCCGGACAGGGAGCUAGAGCUGACAGAGGGAGCUCUCCCUCUCUUCCUGGAUUUGAACCACCGACCUGUCAGUCAUCAGUCUUGCAGGCACAAGGGUUUAACCCACGGCACCACCAGGGCUCCACUACUGGAUAAAUUAAUGAAACAGGUUGAGCUAAGUAUUCAGUAGAAAUGGACUCUUGUCUUUUCUUGUAUUUACUGCAAUACUAUAAGAAGUUAUUCAAAUACUACCAACCAAACUCACUGAAAGAACCUUUUUUCUUCUCUUUUUUUCCCCCUCCCCAAAAAUGUUUGUAUUGCCACCUUAAUUGUUUAAUAGAAAACCAUAGUUUUCCCAGUUUGGUGUAAAAUGAGAAAUCUGAACAUUUGAGAAAAAGAGCUCAUUACCAAUAUCUCAUAUCUCAAAUGCCAGGACUUAGAAAUCCUGCUUGAUCAGUUGUAAUUACAGUAUUCCUUUUGGGGGACAGAGAGCAACAACAGAAAAACACUGGUGAAAUAGUCAUAGAACCUACUAUCGUCUCUUCUUUUCCAGAAUGCCUCUGGGUUCUAAUGCAUGUUGGCCAUUGUCACCUGGCCUGGUUAGUUUAGUGAAUGCCAUACCAACAAUGGGUAGCAGUAAACAGCUGGCACGGAGGAAUGCUGGACAUAGUGGCUGCAGCGGUUACAUUUUAACAGGGAUUUGCCUGGGGGAAGUGGAGAACAGAGGGCAUCUUCUUUAGGGCCUCAUCAGACCUGACACCAUGAUUCAAGCAGAUUGGAAAAUGAGCUGGCAAAGUUUAUUCAUGUUGUGCCAAACCAAGAUUGGGGUUACAUCUAAACCAUUGCUAAGUGUUACUAGACCCAUACCACCCCCAGAUGUAGCAUUGCUUUCAGUGCUGCCGUGCUUUGAAAAAUCAUACUGCCCAUGCAUAUGAAUGCUAAUGAAGAAGAGGGGACACUUUAAACGUCUUCUUAUUCUGCCAAGUCCAUUUAAAUUAUAUCAAUAUUCUGUAAAUGUGUCCAACUGUCAAUUUAUGUUUGUUGCUGUCCAGGGCAGAGUCAAACAAGGAAAGGCCAAGCCAUUAACCAAUACCUUUUUCUUCCCUAUAUAUUUUACAUAAGACAAACUGAAUUUCACCAAGGAAUUUGAGUGCAGGAAGUCCUCAAGUUACGAACAAAAUACAUUCCAUAGGUUUGUUCUUAAACUGAAUUUGUAUGUAAGAUUUCAGCUCACUUUCUGUCCCUAUGAUAAUUGAAUUUUGAAAAAUGUGGCUUGUUGUAGAAACAAGGAUUGGUGAUAAAUACCUUUCCCCCAUGAUAUCUCUUUUCAGGAAUGAAUUUCCCUUCCUGGGGAUAGAUUUCUCUCACUUCCUGUUGUCUCAGCCCCAUUCUUAACUGUGAACCACCUAUACAUGGCAUUGAAAUGUAUGCUGAAACACAAACUUUCCCACCCAAAGCACAAUAUCCAUUUGGUAGACGGCAACCCUCAGAAGCACACAGACACAAAUAUUUUUCAGAACUGGUGAAAUAGUCCACAUGAGUAGAGCAUGACCCUUUCUACCUGCUCUUCUUUGCAGCUCCACAAGUGUUUCCCCACCAGCCCUAGUUACCUUCUUUUUUUCAGAUAGCUAGACAUGUCUCAAAGUAAAGCAGUGGUCUAGAACUAUUUUAAUUUCCCCCAAAUCCUUCUAGCACCCAUGUGUUCCAGUUUUCCUAGCAGCAGCUUCAGUUUUCAAGGAUUGUUACCAUGGCAUGUUGGAAAUAUCUAGCAGUUAGCCUUUUGCAGAAAGAAGAGCUUGGGCAACAGAAGCCAUUUCCGUGUCAAAAAUACCCACUCCCAGCACCACAUUCAGUAGAUUUCUGCAUAUAACUUUUGAAAAGGGGUGACGGACCAUUCCUAUAUUGCAUGUGCUUAAAUGUUUAUGUUUAAUUAGGAGGUGACACAGGAUAGUCCCAGCUCUUUGGAGCCAUACUUCAAAGAGGGGUUCCCAUACAGCCUGGUUGUUUCUAGUGCUUUGUAGCUUGCACCAAUAUACCUAUUGCAAGAUUGCCAUUUGUUUUUGCUGCACCAAAUAUGUUGUGCUCAAUUAUGUCCUUGUUAUAACAGCUUAUGAACUGAGCAACUCUGGCACCUAGCAAUGCUGAGCCGAUGAUGGUCAAACACAUAUUGUGAUGCUGUAUUAAUAUCGCCUACUCCUGCUUCUAUUCCUUUUUAAAUCCCUAUUCCAUACUGUCUGCAGCUUUCACUACCUCUGCUAUAUCAUUUCAAAUUGUGGAGGCUGUUAAUUGGAGCAUGCAGUAACAGUGUCCACGUGGCCAUGCCAACAUGCUAGCGUGAGUUGUGGCACUGUACCAAAGCUGUAGUCCUUUCAGAUGACCCUAUCUAUUUGAUGAUGCAGAGAUGAAGAUAGGGAAAAAAGUCUAAAGGUCCAGUCCUAACCAACAGAUUCAGCCAGCCUCAGAAUUUCCCAAUGCUGUAUUUGUUUGAAGGGAUGUAUAGAAUCUCAAAUAUUAUUUGAGAUUCUAUACAUUAUUUUGACAAUCUCGUCUUUAGGACUCUGUCUCAUACCAAUUCAGACUCUUCAGUCCUUUAUUCCAGCAUUAGUUUCUCUUCUUGUUAAUGGCUCUCUGGGAUUUUAGGCAGAAAUCCUUCAUGUUACUACUUGCCUGAUCCUUGAAGUGGAGAUACCAAGGAUGGAAUCUAAAAUUGUCCACAUUGAAAGCAUGUAUGUAUUACCACUAAGCUAUGGCCUUUGAGUGUAUGUUCUAGAAGGAUUGAUAUAGAGCAUAAUAGAGUGGCAUAGAAAAUCAGUGAAAAUUUACCCUUUAUGUUUGACUUUAAAGAUUCUGCAUACACCAAAGUAAACUUCUUCCAUACUAGGGAUUUGAUUUGGGUGCCAUAGAGAUUAUAAAACUAGAAUGAGAAAUCUAUGGUUUGAAUGGUCUGAGAGUGAUUCAAGGAGUCUACUGGCAAUUUUAUUAUGGUGUUGUAUAGAUACUUCAGCUUUAGCAAUCGGAAGGACCAGAUUGUUUUGGAAAGUGUUUAGAACUGAUGUAGAAGUCAACGAGGAAGUCCUCAUUGGCAAGCCAUCCGCUUUUCUGGCACCAAGUCUUCCCCUAUGGCAUCAAAAGUCAUAGAAAACAAAACAUCGUGUUAUGUGCACAGACUGGGACAGGGUGGGAUGCGGUGGCAGUCUGGGUGUUAUAAUCCAAAAAGUGAACUUUUCCAAACUCAGUUAUGUGUUCUGAGCCAGGUCUACCUGAGGGGGGGGGGGAGCUUUUGGCAUUACCUGUUGGAGGGACAUACUUUGAGAUGUUGGAGAACAGGCUGUGUGUGCCACAUAGCCCAUCUUGCACAACUGAGCUUAUUGCUCUUGGAUAAAAUAGACAACAGAAUCCCAUCACCAGUGCUAAAUUAAGGUUCAGUAACCAGUAUGGUUAGCUUUCAAACAUGGCAUAUAGGAGAGGCAUUCAUCUUUCCUUGGAGGGCAUCCUCAAGAGGUUGUGAAGAUGCCUGCCACAAAUGUCGGGAUUGAAAGCUUCUGGAACAUGGCCUUGCAGUCUGAAAGACUCACCCUUGGAAAAGUUGCUUUUUUGACCACGUUUCCCAGUAUCCCCAAUGCUGACCAUUAGAGUCUGGGAUAUGGCCUCCAAAAAGUAAAAAGGGAAUGAGAGUGCAGCCCAUCCUUAUAUAUCCUUAGUGAAAAGAAUGUCAUGCAGUUUCCAAUGGAAUCUCUUCCUCAGCCACAACUGUUAAAACCAUGAAAAAAGCUGUUUGAUGGGUUUGUUAUACACAGGCAGCAGGAUAUAAAAAUAUUGUUCUGUUUGUUAAAAGGCUGAUCGCUAGCUCUGUUUUUAAACAAAAUAGUGAUGUUGCUACAAAGCAACAUAGGCCCUUUGUUUUAACAAACUUGUGGCCCAAACUAAUUAAUACUUCACAAUAGUAAGAAUGGGAUUUUUACAAUUAAUUCUAGAGGGUCUUGGCAUAACCAGAUGGUAUGUGGUCGUGGCUGUAUAUUAAAGUAGAAGAGCGCCCCCUGCUGUACGACACUCAGGCUUCAGGUGCCAACUUUUAACACUACUUUCUUGAUGCAAGUAUUGAUCUUGUUGUGUGGUCAAAGGCUUUCAUGGCUGGAAUCAUUGGGUUGCUGUGAGUUUUCCAGGCUGUAUGGCCAUGUUCCAGGUGCAUUCUUUCCUGAGGUUUUGCCAUGUCUAUGGCAGGCAUCCACAGGGGUUGCGAGGUCUUUUGGAAACUAGGCAAGUGGGGUUUGUAUAAUUGUGGGAUGUCCCGGGGUGGGAGAAAGAACUCUUGUCUGCCUGAGGCAAGUAUGAAUGUUGCAGUUGAUCACCUUGAUGAGCAUUGAAUGGCCUUGCAGCGUCAAGUUUUGGCUGCUUACUGCCUGAGGCAACCCUUUGUCAGAAGGUGUUAGCUGGCCCUGAUUGAUUCAUGUCUGGAAUUCCUCUGUUUUUGAGUGUUUUUCUUUAUUUACUGUCCUGAUUUUAGAGGGGUUUUUAAGCUUAAAGGCUAUUCAAUGCCAAUCAAGGUGGCCAGUUGAAACAUUCACACCUGCCCCCAACAGACAAGAGUUCUUUCUCCCACCCUGAACAUCCCACAGAUAUUACAAUAAGCAAUAAAAGGAAUGAUCAGAGAUUACAUGCAAUAAAGAUUGAUAUUGGAACAGCCCUGGACUUUGAUUUUUGGAUUCUGUGAUUUUAAUGUUUAAAUUAAUAUGUUUUAACUCUAUGUUUUAAUGUUAAUGUUAAAACAUUUUUUAUGAUUCAAUCAAUUGUUGUAUUUUAUUGCUGUGUAGGCACUGAAUUUUGUCAUAAUAUGUUUGGGAAUUGUGUUGAGUCCCCCAUCCGGAGUGAGAAAAGCAGUAUAAAGUGAAGUGUGUGUGUGUGUGUGUGUGUGUACACACACACACACACACACACACACACACACACACACACACACACACACUUGACUAGUUUCCAACAUCUCAUUACCUCUGAGGAUACUUACCAUAGAUGCAGGUGAAACGUCAGGAAAGAAUGCUUCUGGAACAUGGCCAUACAGCCCAAAAAACUCACAGCAACCUAUGGAUCCUAUUCUCAAUAGAAAUAUUGAUAAUAGCUAGCAACUGGAGUGUGAGCAAACUGCUGCUUAUUUUAAAAAGUAAAAUCGAAAACAAAGAAAGGACAACAAGAAGAAAAAGAAUGUGGUACACACAUGCCCUUGCAUAUUUUAUAUAUAAUCUAUUUGUUUUGAGAGCAUCAGUGAUACACACCUUUCUUUUGCCAUGAAUGUAUGUAUAUGGUUAUUACAGAUGUGAAAUAUCAAAAGUGAUUUUUUAAAUAUAUAUAUAUCUGUACAUAGUAUCAUCUUUCCUUUUCAUUGUAAGCAACCUGAUGAACCUGAUAUGCCAUUUUAUAAAUAGAGUGAAAUGUAAAGUAGGGGAGGGACGGGACGGGAGGGACAGGGCUGUUAUUUUUAUAGCAAGAUGUUCCUUGUACCUAGUGAGCAUUUUACAAUGAUUUUUGUACUUGUCAAACUAUACAUUCCAUCCAUUUCCUGAAAAUAUUUAUUUUUUAUUUAAAGUAGUUUUUAAAUCAAAAAAACAAAGAAGAACAUCUGUUUGAUAAGAAGAUUUUUCAAAACACCAAAGGUAUUUGGAUUAUAGAAACAGCUCCAAAGUUCUCACCUUGCUGUAUCAUGUAGCAGAACUGCAUUAACCAUACCAGCACAUGCCAAUAAUUCUUCCCCUUUUUUUAAAAAAAUAGAAAAAUAAAAGUGUGUAUUCCUUUUACAUCUUGAAAUGUACGCAGUUACAUUUAAAUGACUUCCAGUCACAAAAUAAUGUUUUAUGAAAGGAGACUCUCAAAUUGGUUCAUUAUUCUGUUCCUAGUUGCUGAAUUUAAGGUGUGCUCAAACAAAUUAUGUUGAGGGAGGAAGCUGCUUUGGAUGGACACUCACGUUGCAUUAUUGAGGAUCAUGGUCACGUGAAAGUUCCUCCAGAGAAAAACUGGUACAUUCUUUUUGCAACAUUGGCUAGCUUUCUGUGAUACCACGAAUCCACUUCCCCUUCCAUCUCUCGAGCAGUUCUUUCUUUACAAUUUUCCUAUGGCAUUGAAUGACGACUCAAAUGAAUACAUAUGCACUGUUCUUAAACAUUGUUUGUAAAUUGUUGGGGUUGGGGAGCAAUUAAAAGAUAGAUAUUAACUUGUCAUUACAGACAAUAUUUGCUUGUGUUGUCGAAGGCUUUAAUUGUCGGAAUCACUGGGUUGCUGUGAGUUUUUUGAGCUGUAUGGCCAUGUUCCAGAAGCAUACUCUCCUGACGUUUCGCCCACACCUGUGGCAGCCAUUCUCAGAGGUUGAGGGGUCUGAAACAUGGCCAUACAGGCUGGAAAACUCACACCAACGUAGCAUUGAAUCGUCUUGCAGCUUCAAAACCUGGCUGCUUCCUGCCUGGGAGAAUUCUUUGUUGGGAUUCCAGGCAGGAAACAAUCAGGGCCAGCUAACAGCUCUCAACAAAAGAUUACCCCAGACAGAAGCAGCCAGGCUUUGAAGCUGCAAGGCUAUUCAAUACAAACCAAGGUGCCCAAUUGCAACAUUCACACUUGCCUCAAACUGAGUUAUUUCUCUCACCCUGGGCAUUCCAUAGAUAUACAAGCCCCACUUACCUAGUUUCCAACAGACCUCACAACCUCUGAGGAUGCCUGCCAUAGAUGUGGGCAAAACAGCAGGAGAGAAUGCUUCUACAGCAUGGCCAUACAGCCCAGAAAACUCACAGCAACCCAAUAUUUGCUUGAAUUAUUGGUUAGCACUAAUAAUCAAUAUGAGAAGUAAAAAAAGUCAUCAUUCACCAUGAAAGCCCUACAGAAACAAGACAUACCUUUUUGGAGUAAGCACCUUUUACAGGUAGUUGAAGGCUCGUCCCCUUUUAUCUCUCAUUCCAACAUUGGAAUGUUGUAAUUCACCAUGCUUCUACAACCUGUUCUUAAUCUUCCAGAUCUCAUCUUUAUUAACAUAAUGAGAAGAAAAACUAUCAACAUUGGCAUUGUCAUCUGCAUAGGCCUUUUAAAAAAAACUUUUCCUCCCCUUUGGUGAGUUGUCUGCUUAUGCAAUGCCGCAGUAGUUUGUGGGGAAAAAACAAUAUUUCCCGAGCAUUGUGUAAAGUACUGCAAAUGCAUUUCAAGCUGCGGGUCUAAUUGCUGUUGCUUUAUUCUUUAUCCUUGGAUCUCUCACCCUUCCUUCAAAUGCACUUUAUAUCAUUUGCAAAAUGUCAAGAGUCAGGCAACAGUCAUCAAGGGAUUUGUAUGACAUCAAGAGGCACACGCCAUUGAUAUUUGAGUUUUUCCCCAUUUUAUUUUUUGCUUUAAUGUGUUCUAUCUGCUUUAUAGCUGGGAGUCGGGUGUAGAUUCAGAAAUGCUAAGGUUGACAUUGGGAAACUUCAUUCAGUAGCUCAACAUUGCUAUUUUUGUUAUAUAGAGGACUAUAAUGUACAUAUGUGAUACUGUGUUAUUCUGUAUUAGUAAAAAAUAUUGCAACUGUAAAAGUUUAAAAGAUUGUGAAUUCCAAGGAAUUUUAUUGCAAGUUUUUUUUUAAAAAAAAGAAUAAACAAUGAACUGAU